UAAACAAACCAAAAACCACUGCAAAUUUUGAAAAAAAAAAUGUUUUUUCUUAGUUUUUGUUAUACAAUUUUGUAAAUAAGUGAUUUUUCUCCUUCACACUGAUGUGCGCUAAUGAGGCUGCAGUGAUGGGCACUGAUAGGCGACACUGACUGGCACUGAUAGGUGGCACUGACUGGCAGCACUGAUAGGUGGCACUGAUUGGCAUUGAUAGGUGGCACUGACUGGCACUGAUGGGUGACAUUGAAAGGCAGCUCAGAUGGGCACUGAUAUAUGGCACUGAUGUGCACUGGUAUGGACUGAUAUGUGGCAUUGCUGUGGCACUGGCACGUGGCACUGACAGGUGGCACUUCUGGGGCCACACUGAUCAUCAGGGCACACUGAUCAUCACUGUCAGCGUGACAGCUCGAGAGGAG
Messenger RNA from Staurois parvus, 413 nucleotides. Lineage: Eukaryota; Metazoa; Chordata; Amphibia; Anura; Ranidae. The record is from the annotation of a GenBank genome assembly.